Messenger RNA from Arachis ipaensis, 885 nucleotides. NCBI's taxonomy places the organism in Eukaryota, Viridiplantae, Streptophyta, Magnoliopsida, Fabales, Fabaceae. The record is from RefSeq and is a predicted model, not a curated record.
AUUAGUGGAUAAGGUAUGAGGCCUGGAGACAUUGUCACAUCUUCAAAUGGAAAGACUAUAGAGGUUAACAACACUGAUACGGAGGGUAGGCUUACAUUGGCAGAUGCUCUGGUAUAUGCUUGUAACCAAGGUGUUGAGAAGAUUGUUGACCUGGCAACUUUAACUGGGGCAUGUGUGGUUGCUCUUGGACCCUCAAUUGUAGGUAUUUUUACACCCAGUGAUGAGCUGGCAAAAGAAGUUGUUGAAGCCUCUGAGGUGAGUGGGGAGAAACUAUGGAGGAUGCCAUUAGAAGAUAGUUACUGGGAGUCAAUAAAAUCAGGAGUCGCUGAUAUGGUUAACACUGGUGGUCGACAAGGUGGUGCUAUUACUGCCGCCCCUUUCCUAAAACAGUUUGUUAAUGAAAAGGUUCAAUGGAUGCAUAUCGACUUGUCCAGUCCGGUAUGGAACAAGAAGAAAUGCUCAGCAACAGGAUUUGGUGUUGCUACUUUAGUAGAGUGGGUUUUGAAAAAUGCUUCUCAAAAGUGAACUGAUAAUUGAUAUCUCCAAAUCUUGUUAUAUGGUGAGUGAAUCAGAGAGGAUAAGAUAAAUGCAUCUUGUGGUGUUCUUGGUUCAAUGGGUUUGAUUUUAUGAAUAAGUUUAGGGGAGAUGUAAAAGGGGGUCAGAGGAGGAGGCAUAUUUCACUGUAUUCAAAUAUUUUUCUAUUUUUGACUUAGUUCAGAAUUCCAUUAGUCUCUUGGCAGUUUUGUUUUGUUUUACCUACCGACGAUUUGUGAUUCUUACAUCUCCAUUAGUGUCCUUAAGUGAAAUUGGUGCAUUAUGCAUAUGCCAUAAAUAGCACCAUGUGCAUUACUUUGAAAUAAGGGAAGUAACUUUACUGUGUCAUUA